Trypanosoma theileri is the source of this 2472-nucleotide messenger RNA. RefSeq names its product methyltransferase. Gene Ontology annotation, biological process: RNA methylation. Lineage: Eukaryota; Euglenozoa; Kinetoplastea; Trypanosomatida; Trypanosomatidae. The record is from RefSeq and is a predicted model, not a curated record. Gene Ontology annotation, molecular function: methyltransferase activity. Bases 1 to 2472 code for a protein of 823 amino acids. The transcript has a single exon.
AUGAAAUCUCGUGAACGGCGUCGUAAGCGGGAACGUGAGUGCAUGUCACCUGUUCUCUUGGCUCUUAUCGCUCGCAUCUCCCCACGUGAUGACCCUUCGGCACCGCUACGUUAUUUGAAGACUUUUGCAACGUCUCAGUCAGCUCAAGGCAACGAUGAUAAAGUGAGAGAAAAUAAUAAUAAUAAUAAUAAUAAUAAUAAUAAUAAUAAUAAUAAUAAUAAUAAUAAUAAUAAUAAUAAUAAUGAGGAUGUUUUUGUUAUUGCCGGUGAGGGGCUAAAACGUCUUUGUACGGAACUUGGGGAGGGUGUAUGUAGCAAGGACCUUUUGUCUAUUGUUCGCCGUGUGCCCCGUAGUCAGUCAACGGAGUGGAGCAUUGAUGUUACUGAAAUGUGUUUCGCCAUUGGUCAAGCUAUGGCUCCAGUUAAUGUACAUGAACGUCGGCGAAAUGUUGGAAGUACGGCACCUAUUGAUGAAAGUGCCCCACUACUAAGAUAUUAUAAAGGUGAUCGUUUCGCCGAUCUUAUUAGGUGUAACAAUUCUGAAGUUGCAGAAGAAGAAUGGAAACAGUUUGUUAAAUGCCUUUCUUCUCCACUUCCAAUGACAUUGCGUGUUCACCGAAGCGAGACCGUAUUACAAUAUAUUGCUAAUCAAUUCUUGCAGCAUGACACAAAGUUGCGUGAAGUUUUGCAACCUGUUUCACCUUUUUUGCCUUCUUGUAGUGGUCUUUAUGGAUGUUCACAUUCUGCUUACCACGCAGAUCCUCGAUUAGAGUAUAUUUGUCGAACUCUUCAUGCAGCAAGCGCGGUGUCUUUUCAAGAAGCUGUAUCUACUCUUCCAGUUAUCGUUGCAGGUAUUUCUCCGAAUCACACAGUACUUGAUAUGUGUGCAGCUCCAGGAAGUAAAACACUUCAAGCACUUGAUGAAAUGUUGAAAUAUGGAUGGUCUAAAUCAGGUGUUACACAAGGGGUACUUGUAGUAAAUGAAAAAGAUCGUGUAAAGGCUACUCAAAUUCUCCCAGCUCGUUUAAAAAAAUAUCAUGCUCCUAACGCAAUAUGUAUGCGAUGUGAUGCUGUUCAAUGGCCUCGAUUAUUUUUUCCAUCUAGUAAUAAAGAAAGUUCUUUUACUGAGAAACGAUUUGAUCGUAUUAUUUGUGAUGUUCCAUGUAGUGGUGAUGGUACAUUGCGUAAAGAACCAGCGUCUGCAAGUUCUUGGAGUUCUGGAUACGUUAAAUCACUUGUCUCUACACAGAAAGCAUUACUACGACGUGGUUUGGAUUUACUAAAAGAGGAUGGUAUUCUUGUAUAUAGUACCUGUAGUUUAAAUCCAAAAGAAGAUGAAGAGGUUGUUUGUGCAGGAUUAGAACUUUUUGGAGAUGCGGUAGAACUUAUUGAUGUGAACGAUAUUUUAAAAAAGUAUGGAGCAGUACUUCGAUCUUCUGGUGGUAUUAUUUCACCUAAUGUAGAUCAGUUACAAUCAGGAAAGAUUCCAGAAACUUACGAUGCUCAAAAAGUUUUACGAGUAUUACCUCAUCAUGAUAAUACAGGAGGUUUUUUUAUCGCUGCUUUUCGUAAACGAUCAAUGCCAGAUUGGGCUCCACCUUUAAGGUUACAAGAGAAACUUAAUCAAUGGACAAAGGGUAAACUCUGGGCACCUGUAGGUAAGGAAGAUUCAGUAUGGAAAAAUAUUUCAGAUUUUUACCAUUUUGAUAUCAAUUCAAGUGAUGAUUUUUAUUACUUUACUAAUGAGAAACAGGAAACUGAAAAUUCAACAAUAGAGCGUGGUCUUGUCCCAGUUUAUCACUUAAAUCCGAAUGGAAGCCCUUGUCGACGAAUAGUUCUAGUAACUAUCGCUGCUGCACGUAUGCUUUUUGAAACCCGACCUUAUAAAGGUCCUGGUGUAGAGAUUGUUUCUGUUGGUGUUCGUGCCUUUGAAGCAUAUGAUGGAAACUAUCUGGCAGAUGCACCGUGUCGUUGGCGGGCUGUAGUGGAAUCUGCAUCUUAUCUUGCUCCACUCAUGCGAGCGCGGAAGAUGAUAGUAGAUGCCACACAACACCCGGAUUUAUUACAUGAAUUACUUUUAAAAGGGUCCGUGCGGUUACAGGAUCACUGGCGUGUACUUUUACACCAGGCUCCUGAGGCUGCAACUGGAACCUCAGAAGUUGAGGUGUCCGACAAUGCAACAAAUAGCAAUACACCUUUUUUUGUUCGUACCCCUGGUCAGCUUAGUGAUAUUCUCACUUCAACUGAGUGGAAGGAACCAUCUAGCGAAGAAUUUCAGAAGAUUUUAAAUGAAAAUGUUGUCGUUGGGGGUGUUCUUCUUGGUCUUGUGGGCGGUAAACUGGCAGGUUGUGAAAGUCCGUGGUGGCUUAGUGCAACCCUUAGUUGUACAAAGCUUGAAUUGGCCGUUGACGCUUCGUUGCGUGCAUUUGGCCUUCUCGCAUUUUUGGGUGUUGAUUCAAAUAAGAUGUCUUAG